UGUGGUAUAUUUCAUUUCAUUAAUGUCCAUAUCACAGAAUAGGGUACCACACUUCUUCCAGUGAAACGCAAAUCGAAUAAGCGGCUUAGUCAUAUCACGAACCGGUUGCUCGACCACGAAUUAAAUGGAACAGAUUGUGCAUAGUUAUAUUUUGAUAUGACUGGAGAGUCGACUUCAACAUCUAUCAAGCCUCGUGAAAAGUGGCGAAGUAAAGUUGACUUCUUUUUUGGGUUAGCUGGUGGAUCAGUCGGACUUGGAAAUGUAUGGAGAUUUCCAUAUCUUUGUUACAAAAAUGGAGGAGGUGCAUUCCUCAUUCCGUAUUUAAUAUUUCUUCUGGUAUCUGCUCUUCCAAUUUUCUUCUUGGAGGUCACUCUUGGUCAAUUUACAAGCAGGGGUGUAGCAAGAGCUUGGGAAAUGGUACCAAUUAUGAAAGGUAUUGGAUAUGCGUCAACAGUUAUAAUCGUCAAUUUGAAUACUUACUACAUGACUGUUCUAGCGUGGGGUCUUAGAUAUAUGGUUGCCAGCUUUUCUGCAACUCUACCAUGGUCAACCUGCGACAAUGAAUGGAACACAGAAAACUGUUUUGAUUUUGAGAAUUGGAAUAAGACUUCGAAUUUGGGCAAUCUUUCCACCACCCAAAGCCCAUUGUACCCAACAGUAGAACCUGGCAACUGGAUAUCGACGACAGGAAAUACAAGUAGCGGAAAAAAUGAAAGUGUGCGCGUUUCUUCUGUCGUCGAGUUUUGGGAGAGGGGAGUACUUGGACUUUCAAGUGGAGUUCACGAAUUGGGAUCUGUUCAAUGGGAACUAUUGCUCUGCAUGUUGGUCGGAUGGAUUGUUGUUUAUUUCUGUAUUUGGAGAGGCAUCGCCUGGACAAGCAAAGUGGUGUACUUCACCGCAACUUUUCCGCUUUUAAUGCUGUUUAUCCUGUUUGUUCGGGGGAUAACACUGGACGGGGCAAUCGACGGAAUCGAAUUUUAUCUCAAACCAAACGCAACUAAACUGAAAGAACCACAGGUAUGGGCAGAUGCAGCAACUCAAGUCUUCUAUUCCUAUUCUUUGUGCAACGGAAUUCUGGUGGCGCUUGGAAGCUAUAACACUUAUCAUCAUAAUACUUACAGAGAUACGAUAUUGCUAGCCGUUCUCAACAGCGGAACCAGUUUCUUUUCAGGAUUUGCUGUUUUCUCUGUUCUUGGGUAUAUGGCAAAAGAACAGAAUGUUAAUAUUGACUCUGUUGCGGAAUCGGGUCCCGGAUUGGUGUUUAUUGCAUACCCGAGAGCAAUUUCUCUUUUGCCACUCCCGCAAUUGUGGGGAGUUUUAUUCUUCUUGAUGUUAUUUUUUCUGGGAUUGGACAGUCAGUUUGUAGGUCAAGAAAGCUUUAUGACGUCAUUAAUAGAUAUGCGACCCAGGUUCUUUCAGAAGCCAUGGAGAAGAGAAAUGGUUGUCGCAGUUGUUUGUGGUGUACAAUUCCUUAUUGGAAUACUAAUGGUAACGCAAGGCGGAGUUUAUAUUUUCAAUAUGUAUGACAAUUAUGCAGCCGCGGGAUGGUGUCUCUUCUUUAUCGGAAUAUGUGAAUGCGUAACAAUAUCAUGGCUUUUCGGAAUCAACAAAUAUUGGGAUCGAGUUAUCCAUAUGCUUGGGUUCAAACCUCGGAUUCCAUGGUUUAAAUGGUGCUGGGUGUUUGUGGCUCCAACUUCAACAUUGGCCGUUUUUCUUUAUAGCUUGAUCAAAUACACACCACUGUCGUACAACAAAAUCUACAUUUAUCCUUUAUGGGCGCAAUUCUUAGCUUGGUGUCUGGCUCUUUGUGCAAUAUUGUGGAUCCCGGGAUACGCAAUAUAUGCAAUAUGGAAUGCCAAAGGUAGUCUAUCAGAGCGUUGGAAAGCCGUAACAAAAAUGCCAGCGGCAAUUGAGAAACGACUCUACGGAAUGGAUCCCAAAGAUGAUAUAGACGAGAAGCCGUCCCAAGCGGGUGUACUUAUCGAUGACAAUAACAAAGAAGACGAAUGCGAAGUUCCAGAAUAUUCAUCCAUCAGACUUUAAAUAAUGAUUUAAAUGAAACAAAUUCAAAUCACCUCAUAUAUUCAUGAUGAAUCUGCCACAGUAAUCAUUACAGUUUACUGUGUAAAUUAAUGGUGAAUCACCAGCAUGACACUCAAAGAUACAAAGUAUAUAAUAAUAAAAACAAGAAUAAUUGACGUGCAGUUCAAUACCUAAUUUUCUUAUACACACUGAAUCAAUGAAUUUGCUAUGCUUUCCGAUAUGCAUGUGCAAACCAGCUACGAUACAAUUAAAAAUAAAGCAGUGAGCAUUUUGUAUUUGUGAUAGAAUAAUUAUUUUUGUAAGAUUUAACUUAUGAAUACCUCCCAUGCUGUUUACGACCUUAAUUGUUUACAAACAUAUGGAUAUGUGUAUAUCAGAUUGUAGUAAAAUGCCUUUGUAUAUUGGAAUAAUUGCUCUCUGAUCAAACAGGCUUUACAAUGUGAUAGCUAACUUCUAUUCAAAUCUUCACCUUUUAUUUGAAAAAUGAAGAAUAUUAAUCUAAUAACGUCUUCCUGAUUGAUACCUUCUCAACUUUCAGGUAUCUUUUCUGAAAAACACAUCUGACUAUCCAUGAUCAUAAUGUCGCGUUGUAUCGGAAAUAUUUUCAAAUUUCCUACGUCAAUACCCUUAUUGUUGAUCAAAUAAUUGUUUAUUAGUUUGAUAUUGAAAUUCUAGCAUGUUUUGUUACAGAAACUCGACUGUUUCAUCGAAGAUAACUGUUAAUUAGUAAUUGUAUCUGUGUAACUGAAGCCGUCGUUGAUUUCCAAUAAACUUAUUUUUCAAGA
Messenger RNA from Styela clava, 2828 nucleotides. Its product is annotated as sodium- and chloride-dependent GABA transporter 2-like. Gene Ontology annotation, biological process: nitrogen compound transport; amino acid transport; sodium ion transmembrane transport. Gene Ontology annotation, molecular function: gamma-aminobutyric acid:sodium:chloride symporter activity. The record is from RefSeq and is a predicted model, not a curated record. Lineage: Eukaryota; Metazoa; Chordata; Ascidiacea; Stolidobranchia; Styelidae. Gene Ontology annotation, cellular component: cell projection; plasma membrane.